AUGUAUGAGACGAGACGAAACGAGCACGACAAUAUCGUAGCUAAAGAUAAUUCCAUAUUUUCUUGGUACUAUAGGCAGUACUGCCUUAUAACGGGCUUGUAUAUGCUCGAACCGUGGGAACGAUUACUGUUCAAUUGUGUCGUCUUUGGCAUUUGUGCUUUUAUAAUUCUUCCACUGUACAAACUGUGGAAUCUCGCCUAA
This is a messenger RNA of Cercopithifilaria johnstoni, 201 nucleotides long. Lineage: Eukaryota; Metazoa; Nematoda; Chromadorea; Rhabditida; Onchocercidae. The record is from the annotation of a GenBank genome assembly.